AUGGCCUUAACAUUCACCACCUUCGACGUCUUCACCAAGACGCCCUUCCGCGGCAACCCCCUCGGCAUCAUCAACGUGCCAGCCGACACGCAACUCACCCAGGACCAGAAACAGCUCAUCGCGCGCGAGUUAAACCUCUCCGAGACGGUAUUCCUGCACGAGCAGACCCCCGCUGAUGUCGGCGCCCGCACCGCCCGCAUCGACAUCUUCACUCCGCUCGCCGAGAUCCCCUUCGCCGGCCAUCCCACCAUCGGCACUGCAAACUACCUCCUGCACCACCACCAACGUCUCGGCGGCAACAACUCCGCCCCCGAGAUCCUGUCAACCCGCGCCGGCCCCGUGCCCUUCAAAGCGGCCCCCGACGGAGUGGGGGCCCAGGUCGCCGUCGCGCAUAACUUCCACAUCCACCACAGCCAGCCGUUCGCCGGGUCUGAUUAUAGCAAGCACCCCGUCGUCAGCAUCGUCAACGGCAUGACGGCCAUCAUGGCGCAGCUCCCAAACCUAGCCGCCCUGGGGAAACAGACGGCGAAUCUAGUCGGCGGGGAGAACACGUUUGCGGCGGCGGCCACGCUGGACGAGGGAUGGCGCAAUGGGCCGGUCGUUACGUAUUUCUACGUCGACCUAGGGCGCGCGGCAGACGGGACGCGGAAGCUGCGGACGCGCAAUCUCGGGAGUCGCGAGGAUCCGGCGACGGGGUCGUCUGCUGCGGGGCUGUGCUCGAUGUUGAGUUUGUUGGACGCGGAGGAGGCGACAGGGUCGACGACGCGGACGCGGACGUUUGAAAUCACGCAGGGCGUGGAGAUGGGGCGGCCGAGCGAGAUACGGGUUCGCGUGACGGUGGAUGCUGCGGGGACUGGGAUCGAGGAGGUUUUGAUUUCUGGGGACGCGGUUAAGAUUCUGGAGGGGACGGUGCCUAUACCGUCUCCUGAGACCAAAGUUAAGCCUGAGUAA
Molecule: messenger RNA, 951 nt
Organism: Daldinia childiae
Lineage: Eukaryota; Fungi; Ascomycota; Sordariomycetes; Xylariales; Hypoxylaceae
Exons: 1
Coding region: 1-951 (316 amino acids)
Biological process (GO): biosynthetic process
Cellular component (GO): cytoplasm
Molecular function (GO): isomerase activity
Source: RefSeq, a predicted model, not a curated record